Volvox carteri f. nagariensis is the source of this 324-nucleotide messenger RNA. RefSeq lists its product as uncharacterized. The transcript has 4 exons. The record is from RefSeq and is a predicted model, not a curated record. Bases 1 to 324 code for a protein of 107 amino acids. Lineage: Eukaryota; Viridiplantae; Chlorophyta; Chlorophyceae; Chlamydomonadales; Volvocaceae.
AUGUUGCGAAUUCCGAAAACACUGAAGCCCGGCUGUUUUCGCGUUUCGGACAUCCGCAGAUCCAUUCAACGCAAUCGUAUCCGCAUUUACAGUGCACCUGUUUCCCACAAUACGGUACGUGGUGGUGGUGGUGGUGGUGGUGGCGCCCGCAAAACAGUCCUCGGUCCUCGUGCACACCGCGACGUGCCACCACCGCAAGGCGGCGCAGCAGGAGACGUACAACAACAACAACAGGAGGAGGAGGAGGUGGACCGCCCGGGUUGGAACAAAAUGGGCUUCUCACCGUACCGGCACCCAGACUCGUCAUCAUCGCAAGGCCCCUGA